Molecule: messenger RNA, 990 nt
Organism: Mucor velutinosus
Lineage: Eukaryota; Fungi; Mucoromycota; Mucoromycetes; Mucorales; Mucoraceae
Exons: 5
Coding region: 1-990 (329 amino acids)
Cellular component (GO): membrane
Source: RefSeq, a predicted model, not a curated record
AUGGAUAGCGAUUUAUUUGCCAAAUUAUUUGGUUAUUUUAGUAUAGGUUGUUGGAUUGUAGUGUUCACUCCCCAAUUGUAUGAAAAUUAUACAAGAAAGAACACAGAUGGUGUAUCAAUACAAUUCUUGUCAUUCUGGAUUCUAGGAGACAUUCUGAAUCUAUUUGGCAUCAUACUCGAAAAUUUACUAUUUACCAUGCUCUUGCUAGCUCUCUACUACUUGUUUGCGGAUUGUUUAUUGAUGGGACAAGUCAUUUACUACCGCACUGUGUAUCCUCAGCGCCAUAUUGAGGAGGUUGUUGUAAAUGAUUAUGGAGCAGGAGGUUCAAAUCUUGUCAUACCUCAGCAUCAUCAUCAUAGACGCUCUUCCAUCUCCUCUUCAUCCUCUACUAGCAGCAGCAGUUCAAGCUCAAGUCCUUCCAAUGCUAGCAGUAGUGUCAGUGGUCUCAGCCAUCACAAUGACUAUAUCAACGAACACACAUCCCUGUUGCCUACCAAGAUCAACAGCAAAAGUCGCACAUCAUCUACCACCAUCCAACACCACCAACAAUCAUCCAGAACUCGCACUAUUGUCCGUCUCUUCUUUGCAUCGAGUAUCGUGUCAUGGACUGCACUCAUGGUUGGCUCUGCCUUGUUCUUCUUUGGACCUGGCCAACACAAAGUAGACAUGAGUCAGUGGCAUGUAAUUCCUCAAACACUGGGCUGGGGAAGUGCCAUCUUGUACUGUGUUAGCCGUAUACCCCAAAUCAUGCAAAACUUUAGAAAUGAAAGUGUCGAAGGACUCAGUUUACCCAUGUUUGUGUUUAGUGUCGUUGGCAAUGUUACUUAUUGCGUGAGCAUUGUAUUGGAAUCUACAGAUCCAACAUACCUGUUCAUUAACCUGCCAUGGUUAAUUGGAAGCGGGGGUACCUUAUUUUUUGAUUUCACUAUUUUCUUUCAAUUUUACAUGUAUCGCCAACGCACAGACCUGGAUAGCAAGACUACCAUAUAA